Messenger RNA from Pecten maximus, 943 nucleotides. Its product is annotated as hemocyte protein-glutamine gamma-glutamyltransferase-like. The record is from RefSeq and is a predicted model, not a curated record. The transcript has 5 exons. Gene Ontology annotation, molecular function: protein-glutamine gamma-glutamyltransferase activity. Gene Ontology annotation, biological process: peptide cross-linking. NCBI's taxonomy places the organism in Eukaryota, Metazoa, Mollusca, Bivalvia, Pectinida, Pectinidae. The annotation marks the transcript as partial.
AUCAUCAACUGGUCACGGGGGUCAAGUGUUGAAUAUUCAUAUCGUCACAGCAUAAGGCUCGUGAUCAGGACGUGACUAUGGGUAACAUUUGUUCCUGUCUACAGAAGGAAGUAGUGAAUCCGCCCGAGCUUGUUGCAGUUGAGACGAUGGUACGAGAAGGCCGAUUCCCACCGAACUCGCCCCUACGGACUGACAAACCAGACGUUGACACAGACUUUUCUGAAGAGGUGAAGGAUCUGAUCGUCAUUACUGGCGUCAAGUUUGACGUUAACGAUGACACCGUUACCCACCAUACACUCAAAUAUGAUCUCACCGACAGGCGACAAGGCAAGGAUGGGUUACUCGUCGUCCGCAGAGGUCAGCCAUUUCAGAUGACCAUUACCUGUGAUAGGCCUUAUGACCCGGAGAAGGAUGAUAUUAAACUUAUCUUUCAAACAGGUGACCAUCCCCACCCGACCAAAGGAACUCUUGAGGAGAUGAUCCUCUCAGAUGUUGACCUGCCUAAACAGUGGGGAGCCAAGUUAGUGAGAAGAACCAACAAUGACCUCCAACUACAGGUCAUGACCCCGCCAUUUUGUCCAGUAGGUCGCUGGAAUGUCAAGGUCAGAGCUGUGAAGAAAGGGGAGACACCCUCCAUUUCUAAAGUUUACAGCCAUCCACAACCGAUUUACAUCCUGUUUAACCCCUGGUGUAAAGAUGACCAGGUAUAUCUUCAUGAUGAUAAACUACUCGAGGAGUAUGUCUUGAAUGACACUGGCAAAAUAUUUGUUGGGAGUGUUGAGUACAUCAACGGACGAGCAUGGAGCUUUGCACAGUUUGAGGACCCUGUGUUGGACUGUGUCCUUGACCUUUUGGAUCAGAAAGGAUUUCCAGCGUCCAGUCGAGGUGACCCUAUUAAGGUCGUUCGUAAGCUUACUGCCCUGGUAAGUCAUUCUCUUCAGUU